Parastagonospora nodorum SN15 is the source of this 1095-nucleotide messenger RNA. RefSeq lists its product as hypothetical. The record is from RefSeq and is a predicted model, not a curated record. NCBI's taxonomy places the organism in Eukaryota, Fungi, Ascomycota, Dothideomycetes, Pleosporales, Phaeosphaeriaceae. The coding region runs from base 1 to 1095 and encodes 364 amino acids. The transcript has 2 exons.
AUGUACCCGCAAGAGUAUGCUACUCUCGUCAGUGAAGCCAACGCGGGGACGUCGCAAAACUUCCUUCUAUUUGAGAGAGACAGAGCAUCUGCCUUGGACACAGGAUUAUUCAACUACUUCAAGGACGAACGAGGAACUACGAAUUGUACUAUUGGGGACGCUGUAUUCUCAGGCCAAGGACAAUACGGUCAAUUCGUCUGGCCAGAUUCUUCCAGCUACGGCAUAAGACCUAAACUACCUACUAGGUUCGGCGCUCCAAUGAACUUUUGGAGUUGCGCACUUUAUCCCAACAUCACACAGGCGUCUCGCAGCUCUGGUUUAUCUCCACAAAACAGAACGUAUUUACUCGAGAACAACGUCGAUACCACCGAAGCUGCGUCUGUGGCAGUCACUUCAUUCAUAUCAACAUGUCUCUCGACCUGGUGUCGAGAGUCAGGCAAUUGCGGAACAUCAUCGUGCGCUAUCGAUCAACUGAAAAUCGGGAAGACCAUGCUCUCGGCGGCGAGCCUCGAUACUUGUCUGGACCAUCUAUGUCGUCCAAUUCCGAGGAUAUCGAGCAAUCCCGACAUCGCUGGGAUCGGAGUCAUCUCCUCCUACUACAUCCAAUUCGGCUUCGUAAUUGCCGGCUUGCUCAGCCUGAUCCUGUGCUCCGUCGCACUGAAACGGACAUCAUCUCCUCGGUCGCCCCAAUCCGACAGCGAAUGCGACAAAGAUCCACCCGCUCAACCCCGUCUCCUACUGAUGUCCAUCAAUCAAACCAUCAUCACCGCCCUCGACGACUUCCAACGGGCCCAAUGUAGCUUCGCCCUUGCCAUCAACACCGCCUCACUCAUCACCCUGCAACUCUCUGCCAAAACACUCUCCUUCGUCGACCGCCGCGCCAUCAUAGCAGCCAGCGCAUCCGGCACCCUGCCAACGACUCUCGUCCUCGCCGCGCUUAUGGCGAGCAACAAGCGUCACUUAACAUUCACUUUCUGCAUCACGUUUGCCGCCUGGGCCCUGUCGCUGAGCGUCGGGCUACACCCGCAGAUCUUCAGGUACAGAGAUGCUUCGGGCGAUUACCUUACCAAUUCAGAUCAGCAAGAAUCUUUGUAA